UCAGUUUAUGGUAAGUCCGUGUCCAGUCCUACUAUACCGACGGCGUCUAUCGGCUCUACAAUCCGCCGUGUGAACCGGGAUGCUGGGGGAUCCAUGAAGCCGUGAGCUCCUGGGCACGGUUCUGUCACCACCAGGACAUGAAUGUUGUUUACACCUCGUCUGUAUCUCUCACUAGCCGUAAACACGAAGCUGUGCUGUCCGCAUGAGAGAGGUUUCUUGAAUUUUAGCCGUUUUUUUUAAAGAAUUGUUUGACGGUUGAGAAGGAGCCGCAGCAGCCACAGGGAGCAGAACUAACAGCCGCGGCCGCUUGACAGGUGCCGUUGCCCGGCUCUGCGUGGAGAGAUGCCGCCCGUCCAGAGAACGAUGUCCGAUCUUCGUACCCGCUCGGAGGGAUAUGAAAAGACAGAGGACACGUCAGAAAAGACGUCCUUAGCUGACCAAGAAGAUGCCCGACUGAUAUACCUCAACCAGCCGCAGUUCACCAAGUUUUGCAGCAAUCGAGUCAGCACAGCCAAAUAUAAUGUCCUCACCUUCCUCCCCCGGUUCCUCUACUCACAGUUCAGGAGGGCAGCCAAUGCCUUCUUUCUCUUCAUUGCACUGUUGCAGCAAAUCCCAGAUGUGUCUCCCACUGGUCGAUGGACCACACUGGUGCCGCUGCUCUUCAUCCUGGUGGUGGCUGCUGUCAAGGAGUUCAUUGAGGAUCUGAAACGUCACAAUGCUGACAGUGUUGUCAACAAAAAGGAAUGUCAAGUACUGAGGAAUGGUGCCUGGGAGAUUGUGCACUGGGAGAAGGUGGCUGUUGGGGAAGUAGUCAGAGCUGCAAACGGGGAUCACCUCCCGGCUGACCUCGUCAUACUGUCGUCCAGUGAACCACAGGGUAUGUGCUACAUUGAAACAUCUAACUUGGAUGGAGAAACAAAUCUUAAAAUCAGACAGGGUCUCCAGGUGACUGCAGACAUAAAGGACAUUGACAGCCUGAUGCGUCUCUCCGGGCGGAUGGAGUGCGAGAGCCCAAACCGCCAUCUGUACGAGUUUGUCGGGAACAUCCGCCUGGAUGGACACAGUACCGUACCACUGGGUCCAGACCAGAUCUUACUGAGAGGAGCCCAGCUGAGGAACACUCAGUGGGUGCACGGUGUGGUGGUCUACACUGGACAUGACACAAAGCUCAUGCAGAACUCCACCCGGCCUCCUCUGAAGCUGUCCAACGUGGAACGCAUCACCAACUUUCAGAUCCUCGUGCUGUUUGGCUGCCUGCUGGCCAUCUCGCUGGUCUGCUCCAUCGGCCAAACCAUCUGGAAGUACCAAUACGGCAAUGAUGCCUGGUACAUGGAUCUCAACUCUCCAGAUGGCGGGGCUGCUAACUUUGGCCUCAACUUCCUCACCUUCAUCAUCCUGUUCAACAACCUGAUUCCCAUCAGUCUCCUGGUCACACUGGAGGUUAUCAAGUUCAUUCAAGCCUUUUUCAUCAACUGGGACACUGAUAUGCUCUAUGAGCCCACGAACACACCUGCCAUGGCUCGCACCUCCAACCUGAAUGAAGAACUCGGCCAGGUGAAAUACAUUUUCUCUGACAAAACGGGGACCCUGACCUGCAACGUGAUGCAGUUCAAGAAGUGCACCAUAGCUGGAGUGGCCUAUGGCCACAGCUCGCAGUCACUGGACGAGGAGGGAUUUAAUGACCCGAGCUUACUGGAAAACCUCCAAAGUAAUCACCCCACAGCUGCUGUCAUCCUGGAGUUCAUGACCAUGAUGGCCAUCUGUCACACUGCAGUCCCUGAGCGCACCGAUGGGAAAAUCACCUACCAGGCUGCAUCUCCAGAUGAAGGAGCUCUGGUGAGAGCGGCAAGAAACCUCGGCUUUGUGUUUUCUGGUCGAACCCCAGACAGUGUCAUUGUGGAAAUGCCUGGAACAGAGGAGAAGUACGAACUACUGCAUGUGCUGGAGUUUACAAGCGCGAGGAAGAGGAUGUCAGUCAUCAUGCGCACCCCAUCUGGGAAGAUCCGCCUCUACUGCAAAGGAGCUGACACUGUGAUCUACGACCGCCUGGCAGACAGCUCGAGGUACAAAGAGAUCACAUUGAAGCACCUGGAACAGUUUGCCACUGAGGGACUGCGCACUUUGUGCUUUGCCGUGGCAGACGUCAGUGAGUCGUCUUAUCAGCAGUGGCUGGAGAUCCAUCACAGAGCCUGCACCUCCCUGCAGAACAGAGCGCUGAAACUGGAGGAGAGCUACGAAUUAAUAGAGAAGAACCUGCAGCUGCUCGGGGCUACAGCGAUAGAGGACAAGCUCCAGGAUAAGGUACCCGAGACCAUCGAGACUCUGAUGAAGGCGGAUAUCAAGAUCUGGAUUUUGACAGGGGACAAACAAGAAACAGCCAUUAACAUUGGACAUUCCUGCAAACUUCUGACCAAGAACAUGGGCAUGCUCGUGAUCAAUGAAGAAACUCUUGAUAGAACCAGAGAAACGCUCAGCCACCACUGUGGAAUGCUGGGAGAUGCCCUCUACAAGGAGAACGACUUUGCUCUUAUUAUUGACGGCAAGACUCUCAAAUACGCCCUCACAUUCGGAGUGCGACAGUACUUCCUGGACCUCGCCCUGUCCUGUAAAGCUGUCAUAUGCUGCAGAGUAUCUCCUCUCCAGAAGUCAGAGGUGGUGGAGAUGGUGAAGAAACAGGUGAAGGUGAUCACGCUGGCUAUUGGUGACGGCGCUAACGACGUGGGAAUGAUCCAGACAGCUCAUGUCGGUGUGGGAAUCUCAGGCAACGAGGGUCUGCAAGCUGCAAACUCCUCUGACUACUCUAUUGCCCAGUUCAAAUACUUGAAGAAUCUGCUGCUCGUCCACGGAGCCUGGAAUUACAACCGUGUAGCCAAGUGUAUCCUGUACUGCUUCUACAAGAAUAUUGUCCUCUACAUCAUUGAGAUCUGGUUCGCGUUUGUCAAUGGCUUCUCAGGCCAGAUCCUGUUUGAACGCUGGUGCAUCGGCUUGUACAACGUGAUCUUCACUGCUCUGCCUCCUCUCACUCUGGGGAUAUUCGAGCGCUCCUGCAGGAAAGAAAACAUGCUGAAAUAUCCAGAACUCUACAAAACCUCCCAGAAUGCAAUGGGUUUUAAUACCAAGGUCUUCUGGGCCCAUUGUCUGAACGGGCUCUUCCACUCCGUCAUCCUCUUCUGGUUCCCACUUAAAGCCUUCCAGCAUGAUACAGUUUUUGGCAACGGAAGAACUCCAGACUAUCUCCUCUUAGGCAACAUGGUUUACACGUUUGUGGUCAUCACAGUUUGUCUUAAAGCCGGCCUUGAGACCUCGUCCUGGACCAUGUUCAGUCACAUCGCCAUCUGGGGAAGCAUCGGCCUAUGGGUGGUGUUUUUCAUCAUCUACUCCUCCCUGUGGCCCCUCAUCCCACUGGCUCCCGACAUGUCAGGAGAGGCGGAGAUGAUGUUCUGUUCGGGCGUCUUCUGGAUGGGCCUGUUCUUCAUCCCAGUCACUUCGCUGAUCUUUGACGUGGCCUACAAAGUGGUGAAGAAGGUGUGUUUCAAGACCCUGGUGGAUGAGGUUCAGGAGCUGGAGGCUUUAUCCAAAGACCCUGGAGCAGUGGUGCAUGGAAAGAGUUUGACGGAGAGGGCCCAGCUCCUGAAGAACGUCUUCAAGAAGAGCACCGUCAGCUUGUACCGCUCUGACUCCAUGCAGCAGAACCUGCUCCAUGGGUACGCCUUCUCUCAAGACGAGAACGGAGUGGUGUCUCAGUCUGAGGUCAUCAGAGCGUACGACACCACCAAACAGAGGACCAACGAGUGGUGAGCCGCCGCCCCUCUGGUCGGCCAAUCCGGAGCCACAGCAGCCGUUUCUAAUGGCGAUAUUUGAAGCUUAGCGGUGGGAAGACGAGGCGCGAGCGUGUGCCUCCAGCACUGAGGGGAUUUACAGACAUGAAAAUGAAACGGACAGACGAGAGUGUCUUUGAAAAAGGGAAGAAAAAAAACAAGGAACAAAAUAAAUUGUGUUCACUAUCAGCUGUAGUUGUGUGUCCAGCAGACAUGAUGAGCACUGUGCUUUCUUAGCAGUCUGUGGUCUGAAGUUCUUCACUGUUCUCGCUCAGUUUGUUGGAGUGAACGUCUCCUCUUUAUUGAAAAAUCAUUAAAUUAAACUCCUAAACACUGUUAUUAUAGAAGUUAAAACACUGGACGAUGAUUAGUUUUAGUGAACUUGUGAAAGAUUGCCAAAGAGCAGUCGUGUAUACAAUCUUCCAAGUACUAGUGAAUUCGGAAAACUUAAAACCAAAUGUAUUCACACUCCUGAGUGUAUUCCAGCACUAAAUGGACCACUUCAGAGCAGACAUUGUAAUAAUUACAUUUUUGUUUUGCACUUAAGGAAGCAUCUAUUGUGUAAAGCCUUACAUUUGCUCAUGCCUUCAUCCUUGUUUCUUUUAAAACGUUUCUUUUUAGUUUUAAAAAAGUAUGUAGAUAUCGUGCCUGGUUUUAUUUUUUUAUUUUUCCUUGUUCUUUCUUUUUACGAGGUUGCCUCCUGCAACUCACUGUAGUCCUGUUUCCACCGUUUUUACAGCAGAAGCAUUGCUCUCGACGAAUAAUUGCAUUCCACACAUCACUCCUGUCUCAACAAUCACAACGGUGCCUACGUAGAACUUUUCCCUCAUAGAAGAAACAGAUAGCCAAGAAUAGUUUAGCCAGCUAGCUUAGACCAGUGCUCCACACACACACACCUACUGAAGACAAAAUCACUGUCUCCCCACCACAGUAUUGCACUCGUACAAUGUGAAAACUACAGAGUGCCUUGUGGCACGAGUUUAAACUACGAUUUGUUCCUGCAGAGGCGAACAGGAGGCUCUCUGAUGGUUUUGUUGGAGCUCACAGUGGUGAUAGUGUUUCCCUUAAAAUGGAGAUUUUAUCCUUCUAACAUAAGUGCCAUUAGCUUAAGGGAGAGAGAAAUAUUAGCCAGGAAAACUUCACGACAAUAUCGAAACUACUUUGUCUCUAUAGUUAUUUUGUGGAUUUGUAUUUUUAUAUUGGAGAUGUAUGAAUUUUGCAUCGACUGGCUUUGUAAUGAACUGUCUGUAACUUUUUUUUUCUUCCUCUGAUAAACUGGCAGGAUAGAAUAGAUCGAAUGAGGAGCUUUCUUAAAUGUCUUGUUAUUAUUAAUAUUAAUAUUGUUACAGCUUGAUUUAUUUAUAAUUGACUACUUAAUGUCUGUGUGAUUGCUUUCUUCUCCCUAUGGGAGAUCUGACGGUGUGUAUGAGCGCGUGUGUCAGUUUAUCGCCUGCAUGUGCAUGUGCUGUAUGUGUGUGUAUGUGUGUGAGUGUGUGAGUGUGUGUGUGUGUGUGUGUGUGUGUGUGUGUGUCACCUCUACUGUGGGUAAAUUCUGUGUAUGCAUUGCAUGUCUGUGUCCUCUACGUGAGACCGGGAGUUUCUGGCGUCCCCCGGUGUGUUUCUUUUAAUGUGUGAAUGUGAGUGUGUGGCUUGCUCCAGUUGUCAGUCUGCACGACUCCAGGUAUAGCUAUAGUGUACUACUGUGUGCUGAUGCAUGGCCCGUAUGGGAAUGUGUGAGUGUUAGCGUGCGGUAUGACUGUCUGUGUGGUCAAACUCUCGACCCCGACUGUGGGAGUUUCUGAUGCUCAGCUCGCUUUGACAGGAGAUGUUGCACAAUGCACUCGAUGUACCUUUCCAGUAGUGGAUAUCUGGUAUUAUCUGGUUUCAGUAUAUGAUUUCUUUUGAGUGUACAUGUUUGUAACUUGUUUUCUUCAUGCAGUGUACUUCUGCUUUACAGGAAAGCUCUUUAGUGAGGGUUAACGAUUAUUUUUCUCUUUGCUGGUCUUUAUUGUUAAAACUUAAUUGGUCGUCAUCUUGUCAAAAAGUUUCCAAACCGCUGAAUGUGGAUGUUGUCGUUGUGGAAGGCUUGGACUGUUGCUUUCUUUUUCCAGAAAACAUAAAACACACGUUGUUGUCUGUGAAAGUCGUGGGCUGCAUGAAUGGAUAACACAAACUGUUCUCUGAAAUGUUUAACUGUACUACUUUGAUGCUCCCUCGAGUGUUGAUCACUUUACAAAAGAGAAAAAACCCGCACCUUUAACUUUACUUUUCAAUAUUCGUUUCUUUUCCGUCAUUUUGUUCGAUGAUUGUUCUGCAUGUUGGGACUGCAAACUUAUAAGUGUUGUCUUUUACUGCCAUGAAGGACUACUGAAAUAAACUUUACAAUCAUGGAGGAACAAUGUGAA
Molecule: messenger RNA, 6223 nt
Organism: Plectropomus leopardus (leopard coralgrouper)
Lineage: Eukaryota; Metazoa; Chordata; Actinopteri; Perciformes; Serranidae
Source: RefSeq, a predicted model, not a curated record